AUGGCACAACCACCGGAGCCGGCAGCCGAGAUAAUCCUAAGAACAUUGAAUGGAGAGAUUACAUAUGAGGAGGCCGCUGAUCAGGAGACCAAUGUCCUGCCGGAGCUGACAUAUUGGCGGAGGAUGGACGACUUCGGUAGCUAUCUCCUUGCCCACAAAAAGGAGAUUGAAGAUAUCGUAUCACGCUACUUGCGUCUCGACGGCGCCGAGAAAUGCUGUCUCUCACCUCCUCCUGAGUGGAACUAUGGUAGCUUCAAUCUGUGCUUGCCUGCUUCUAUUAUCAACUGGAAGAAGCGCCCUGGGGGGAGGGUAAUGAUUCGCUUUCCGCUCCCUUUCAAAGUUGGUGAAUCGGACUUUCCGGGCAACUCUGACGAGAAGCUUCGUUCUGAAGUGGCUACCUAUUCCUGGAUUGGAAAGAAUUGUCCGGAAGUUCCUCUACCCUGUCUUUGGGGAUUUGCAUUCGCUGGUGGUCCUAGUUUUGCUGCGUUGGAUACCGCUCCAUUCCUCUCUCGAUUUUUCGAAAAACUUCGACGCCAAAUUUGGUCUCUGCUUGGUUACGCAGUACCAUGCCAAUAUGUGCAGUUAAACUCUCCCUAUAAUCUCAACACAGGGCAUAUGGUCAUUGAUUACAUUGAACCUGCUGAUGCGGAGAUGCUCUCUUCAACGUGGGAAACGAAGCGACACGAUGAGCGUGCAAGAGCCAAUUUAUUUCGUGGCCUUUCACGCAUCAUGCUCGCGCUCGGAAAAGUUCCAUUGCAACGUAUUGGGUCUUUUACUAUGGACAACCAGGGAGUUAUUAGUCUCACGAAUCGACCGCUUAGGCUUCAGCUACAUCAACUGGAGAACGAGGGUAUCCCGACGAAUAUCAGCAGAAACACCACCUAUACCUCCAUAGAACCAUUCUUGCACGACAUUCUAGCUUGUCAUGACAGUCGUUUACGACAUCAGCUGAACGCCGCGAAUGAUGAGGCUGAUUGCAAAGCGCAGAUGGCAGUUUUAAGCGCUUUCCGAACAAUCCUCCCACUUUUUGUACGCCGAGAUUUACGUUCCGGACCAUAUAUACUAACUCUGACCGAUAUUCAUGCGAGCAAUAUCUUCGUUGAUACGGAAUGGAACAUCAAAUAUCUAAUCGACCUGGAAUGGGCCUGUUCACUACCACUAGAAAUGCUACAUCCGCCGUCGUGGUUAUCAGAUGAACCUUUUGAGAGACUGUCCCCUCAGUUUGACGAGUUAUAUCAGGAGUUUAUAGACAUCUUCAAGGGAGAGGAGGCCCUUUAUUUCUCACCGUCACAACACCAGCGAGGACCACAGUUUUUCACGGAAACUAUGAGACAGGGAUGGGAAGCUGGAAAUUUCUUCUACUUUCUUGGACUAGAGAGUGUUACUGGACUAUAUUUCAUCUUCCAACGACGCAUUCGACCUCGAUUCGACACCUCUAAUGAAUUUCCCGAUGAAGCUCUUUCUGCGUAUUGGGGGCAAGGCAGUGAGCAAUUUAUUGCCGGCAAAGUCCAACAAAAAAAGGAAUAUGACGAGAAACUCAGGCAGGCGUUUAAGAGUGAGGAUGCCUGA
Metarhizium brunneum ARSEF 3297 is the source of this 1569-nucleotide messenger RNA. Its product is annotated as MFS efflux pump atnC. NCBI's taxonomy places the organism in Eukaryota, Fungi, Ascomycota, Sordariomycetes, Hypocreales, Clavicipitaceae. Gene Ontology annotation, cellular component: membrane. Gene Ontology annotation, biological process: transmembrane transport. Gene Ontology annotation, molecular function: transmembrane transporter activity. The record is from RefSeq and is a predicted model, not a curated record.